AUGCAUUCAUCUAAUACCUCAUCCGUUUCUCCCUCCACUAAUGAACAACAACAAAGAAUGGCCCUCUCUUUAGUAGCCAAAGACUGUCAAUUAUUGUGGGAAGAAAAUAAAGAUAUGCAGGGACGUUUUGUAAACGAUAUAAAUGAAUUACAGAAUUUCCAGUCAAUGGUUGACCGAUUAGAACACGAACAAAGGCAUGAUCAGUUGGGGCAGGCUAGACAAACAUUGGCGGGAAUGCAGCAAAGAGCAAAGCAAAUCUAUGAACAGCUUAAUGAACAGAGAACAAACUUGGUAAAACGAUUAAAUGACGGCGUUCAUUUAAUUGCUGUUAUGCAAAAUAAUUUAAUAUCAAUUCGAUUAAUGGAAUGGAAAAACGCUCAGAAGCUUGCACAAAUUGGAUUGGGUUUUGAGCAGAGGGAAAUACAGUUAGAUGAAAUUCAAUUAGAAUUUGAAGUUCUAGCAGAAAAUAAUUGGACAUUACGUGCUUAUGCGGUUUGGCAGUUGGAUUUAUUACGACGGCCAGCACAAUUAUCAGAUAAUUGUAUACCAACACAUAUCAAUAACCUUUCCCAAAUACUCGAAACUCUCACAAAAAUGCUUUGUAUGUUAGUAUCCCAAUCUUUUGUUGUGGCAGUUCAGCCAGAUCCUGUACUUAAAACUCAACAUAAAUUUGUUGCGGAGGUUCGCCUUUUAAUUGGGGACCGUUUAGGAAUAAAACAACAAUUAGUUAACACCAAUGUUACCGUCAAAAUAAUAGCUGAAGAUGAGGCUAAAAUGUUGGGGACUGGCCAAAUUAAUGAAAAGGAUAUUAAAAUUGUUGGCUCGAUUAGUAACGAUCUUGAAAAGCUUAUUCUUGAUGAACGUGGGCAUAUGUCUGCAAAAUUUAAUAAUUCUAAACUAACACGUAUUGCACAUCGUAAACCACCUGCAAAGGGCAGUCUACAGCCCAGUCAAAUAUCUCAAACCGCUACCGAUCAAAAAUAUGCUCUCCUAUUUCAUAUCACUCCAUUUCAACUCGGAAAUUUGGGAAAAUUCGAUGUUUGGACACUUUCAUUGCCUAUAAUGGUAACAGUUCAUGGUUCUCAAGACUGUGAUGCGCAAGCAGUAAUUCUGUGGCAGAGAGCCUUUUCUCCUGUUAAUCGGUCAAAUACUUCAGAUGAAAUUAUUAUGGUAUCUUGGAGUGAUCUCAGUCAAGUACUUCGUCACAAAUUUACCCUCUUUACCGGCGCUCAUCGUCCUCUAAGCGACAGCGACUUGGCCUAUCUUGGAGAUAAACUUGGAAUUAUCCAUUCUACUCCUGAUAAUAAACCAAUAACCUUUCAACGCUUUGCUAAACAAAAUCUUCGAGAAGACGUCAACUUUUCCUUUUGGGAAUGGUUCUUUUUAAUUAUGCAAUUAAUUAAACAAAAAUUACUUAAAUUUUGGGAUGAUGGUUGGUUAGUUGGUUUUAUUAGUAAACAUGAAGCUUCUGAACGUAUGUUAAUGUGUCAGAAUCCAACAUUUUUGCUUAGAUUUUCUGAUACACAAACUGGCGCAGUUUCUAUUGUUCCUUUUCACCUGGCGCCUUUCACAAUAAAAGAUCUAGACCAAUUAUCACUAGCUUCACGUAUCCAGUCUUGUCCUCAACUUAAAGAGGUGCCAUACCUCUACCCAGAUAUUGAUAAAGAACAAAUGCUUGCACAUUUUGAUACCGAAGAACGGUGUAAAAUUUUUGAGUCCCCCGCGGGGUAUAUUGGCUCUGAAAUUGUUAUGGUUGCUAAAACUAUGUCUAGCAGCAAACUGGGUUCUACCAGUGACAGUCCUUCACCUAUGUCAAAUCAAUGGUCGCCUAGCGAAUUUCAACAAAGCAUUUCAAUGGAUGUUGGGGAUGAAGUUAUCGCAGCAAUGCUAGGCCAAAGAUUAGACUCUGCCAACGUGGAAAGUCUUCUAGGCCUUCCUCCAGGCCAACAACAAUUAAGAAUGUCAUCAGAACAGCCUCUACAACAAUUAGAUUUGUCUUUUAUGGAUGUUUUCCAUCAACAACAGCAACAACAUAUUAACAGAAAUUAUUUGGGAGGAGGAAAUUCAAUGCUAUCCCAGCCACCUAAUUCUCAUUAA
This is a messenger RNA of Meloidogyne enterolobii, 2097 nucleotides long. NCBI's taxonomy places the organism in Eukaryota, Metazoa, Nematoda, Chromadorea, Rhabditida, Meloidogynidae. The record is from the annotation of a GenBank genome assembly.